CUCCUCGUGACGGUGACGGUGACGGUAACGGGGCUGGCCGGGCUGCUGGCGGGCACACGGGCGCGCGGCGGCCGGGGAGACGAGCCUCCACAGUCGGCGGACAGCUUCUUCGUUCGCAGCCACCGAAAGACACGAAGAAGAAGCAGCAGCACAAGCCGCCCCGCCACCAUUUUCGCCCUCCGGUGCGCUUUCUUCUUCUUCUCCUCCUCCUCCUCCUUCUUCUUCUUCUUCUUGUUUUCGUCUCUCCGUGUGGACUUGAGCAGCGUUGCCAGUAAGCGAUGCGCUCGGACGAGCCCCAGGAGACCACCGCCUCGCGGGCUUGCGUUCGUCCACAUUUGGGCCGUUGACACGCGCGCUUGUGGCAAGUCAACGACGGGCUGCCGACUCGGACUGUGUGCCCGUCCGUCUUUCUCGUUUCGUGGGAAUAAAAACACGCGAGAAUGGUGCGGAAAGGAACCGCCUCUCCAGACACCUAAUAAUAGUAAUAAUAAUUACAAGAACAACAACAACGCUGCGCUGCAUAUUUGCCUUUGACUGAAAGAAGAGGAGGGAAGAAAAAACGUUGACGAGGAGUCGCUGGUCUCGGCUCUGAGCGGCACGCAGGACUUUGCUUCGCCAAGUUUGGACUCGCUUCCAAGGUGUGGCCAUGCUUUCCCUGGACGAGCCCCUAGACCUAAAGCUCCCUCGCCGGACCAAUGGGCGGGACCGGGGGUCGCGCUCGCCCCCCCUUUCGCCGCCGGUCCCCAAGCGGGCUCGCCAUCUCCGCAUGGCGGACGACGGCACCGUGGUCAUCGAUCCCGCCUCCCCGGCGUCACCGCACACAGGUACGCAGGCCGUCCCCCACGACCGGACAGAUACCCCCACGCCCCCCGCGGUGGAUCUGAGCAUGUCUCCCUCCUCCCUUCGUCACACGCCCACCUCGCCUGAGAUGACCAAUGGCAACUACGCUCCCUCACUGAAUUCCCAGCUCUCGCAAGCCUUUCAGUUUUUCGUGCCAAUCGGAGCCGGGGCGGGACUUCACCUGCCAUCCUCCAUGUUCUUUGGCCAGACGAGCGACACAAGGGCCUCUCCCGACCUCUCGGCAGACGAACAGCUGGCUUGCCGCUGGAAGAAGUGCCACCUGCUCUUUGACUCUCUUCAAGACCUGGUGGACCACGUCAACGACUUCCAUGUCAAGCCAGAGAAGGAGACAGGGUACUGCUGCCAUUGGGAGGGCUGCGCUCGCAAAGGGAGGGGGUUCAACGCCAGGUACAAGAUGCUCAUCCACAUCCGCACGCACACCAACGAGAAGCCUCAUCGCUGUCCCACCUGCAACAAGAGCUUCUCGCGCCUAGAGAACCUCAAGAUACACAACCGCUCGCACACAGGUGAGAAGCCCUACAUAUGUCCGUACGAGGGUUGCAACAAGCGCUACUCCAACUCAAGCGACCGCUUCAAACAUACGCGCACACACUAUGUGGACAAGCCCUACUACUGCAAGAUGGUGGGCUGCCUGAAGCGCUACACAGACCCCAGUUCUCUACGCAAGCACAUCAAGGCCCACGGCCAUUUUGUGGCUCAGGAGCAGGGCUCUCCGGGUGGGGUGGGGUCCUCGCUGAAGGGAAGUCAAAGCGGAGGUUUCGCUAGCGGGGGUGGUAAGGAUUCAAAGAUGUCCUAUGUGAGCGGGGCGCACAUCAUCGUCCCUGGGCCGGGGGCUCUCCUAGGUGCCCGCAGUCUACAGGGCGUGGGCGGAUCCCUUCCGCUGUCCCCCCUCAGUCCUCGACCCCUGGACCUCAGCACAUUGGGUUGCCCUAGCUCUCCCCCAGGCGGCUUUGGAGGCGCUUCCGUCUUGUCAUUCAACGGCUCCGCUCUAGGCCUGGCCAAGUCGUCUCUGCUCUCCACGGCGUUCGCCUCCUCGACCCUGUGCGUGCCCGUGGUGCCCAUGCUGGGGGCGGGCGCCGAGCGUAGGGCCCAGAGCCUGCGGGCCAAGAAAGGUCGAGGGGAGGAGGCUGAGAACCGGGUUACUGGGGGGGUGCUUAACCUUUCCACAGGAGGGUCUCAUGAUCCCUUGUCCUGGGUGGUCACCCCCCCAGGCACCGUGGUGCUCAAGCCAGCUGUGGUCAACUGAUACACACACACACACACACAUUCCAGAAGAGCUCAGGGGGUCGGGAUGGGAGCGUGAACGUACAGGCGGUCCAGGCUGGCGAGGGGGGGGAUCGGUCCACACAAUAGCUUCAAAGAGGAUAGAAUACGUACAACGAUAUGGAGACUUAGACGACGCCACAUUUUAGGAGAGUUGUAGAACGCGGGCCUCUUUUGUUGUGGAGGGGCUCAAGAAUAUUUGUAUAACGCAGCCUGACCAGGGCUCCUCGUUUCUUGUUUGAUACUUUAUUCGUUCCUUGCUUGUCGGUUCUGUGGACGGAGCCCGUGAACGUGAUAGUCUUACAAAAGUCCUUCAAUUCUUUCCGGUAUUUAUAAAAGAUUAUCGACCGUGUGCCUCUCGCCGAGCAGUGAGAUAAUAGACGAACUCUCAGCUGGGCAAAUGCGCACGUUGCUUUGUUUUUGAUCGUAUGACUUCCAGGCUUCUGUGUUUCAGACAAGCUUGCCGGACCAAAGCAAGUGAACGUAAAGCGUCUUAAACGGUUCGGUUACACACAGCACUUAACCUGGUUAUAGUCACGAAACCUCAAAACUGCUGCUAACCUCUUGGUGUGACUGGGAGCUAGUCUCUUUUUUUUUUUUUUGACAAUCUAUCCCCCAUUUUGGGGAGGCCGACCAACGUGGACUAGCCCGGUCCAGCGUAAUGUCUUGCCAGGCAUUGCAGACCUGGAGCUUUUAGAGCAAUCCGAGGACAGACAAACGGUGUUACAUCACCUGGCAAAGACCAAUAAUGACUUCCUCUUUAGAAAAUGGAAGGCACUGUAGUUUUGGCUCCCCCCAGUGGCAGAAUGAGAGGCACAACAUCCCCAUUGGAUAGGAUUGGCACAACUUUUUUGCUCCUGGAUUGUCCAGCUGCUUUCCCGUAAUGGAAUCAACACGGCCAGUUUGUGUACGAAAGGCCCACUGUGGUGAUAAACACUGGUGUCUUGUGUUUUCUUAAAGAGCGACCCGGCUGAAAACCAGCUGUGAAAAACAGAUGGCCGUCCACGAACUGCUUCACUUAGUCGGUGGAUGUUUUGUUCUGCGUUCAACAAACUGUGCCAAAAAUGUAACGUAGGUAAAGUGAGAUGUACGCAUUGAGCCGGGGGGGGGUUCCAAACACUCAGUGAAAAGUACAGCUGGACUGACAAUGAAGCCACACUUUAGCAAACUGCCUCAUUUGAAGAAGAAGAAAGAUUUUGGUUUGAUUAAGCAGUCGCCAUGCACUUAGCAUAGAUGCCAUUUCUUCUUCUACGUUUUAUGGAACGUUACUGUCGAUUUUAGCUGUUGGGCGGGUGGGGCGCAAAACGGCUGAGGAGACACAGAGAGGAUCAACACAUUGACCAUUUCCCUCAAGAGAUUUCCAUCUCCUCCUCCUUCCAUCUGUUCCAUCGGAAGCUUUCGCUUGGCCGGCGCCCACUUUUAGAUAAACCUUGUCGCCACCUUCCAUAUAUAUUUUAUCUGUAUGUGUUUGGACGAGACAUUCUUUUUCUGAUGUUGAAUUUGCUUCGCUCGUUCUGUGUGAAAGCUGCUCUGACUUCAGCUUCUCUGCUGUCUAACGGCUGAGUCUUGAUGAGGUUGAAGAGGAGGAUGAGGCGGUGUGGGAUGCGCCUGUUGAUUUCCAGAGAAGAAAUGUUUGAAGUGCUCCGCAAGUGGACAAUGAAUUAGAUGAGAGCAGGCAAGUCAGAAUAGUGUAGGUUUUCAUCUUCAGUAGGGGCAAGGAAGUGGAUGCUGUAUCCCGAUUAGUCACCGGGAACAAAUAAAUGGCCCCUAAAAUAGACUUCUCCCUUUCCAAUCAGGGGAAAAGGUGCAAUGAUCUCAGUUCUUAGGUUUUCUUGUUCACGUGGCCGUUUAAGAGUUGCACUCUCUUCCUCCGGCUUAGAUAAGAGGAAAUACCGUGAUUACAAGUCAUUUGUGACCGGUCCUUCGGCUGAAGAGAAUCUCUCGCCAUGAGCAAUGUCAUCAGAAGCAGGUGCUAAGUAGGCGAGACGUUUCAGUUUCCAUGGCAACAGUGAAACCCACAGAUGUAUCGGUGGCUUUCCUCCUCCUCCUCCUCCUCCUCCUCUUCUUCUUCUUGACUGUUUCCCCUCGGCAGGUAAAGCUGAGGACAGCCUCGGCUCGGCAGCAGAGAUCUGGAUGACAUGCGGCUCCUCACAGGAUUUACACGGCGUCCGUAUCAAAUAAGCUCCAUUCAUCAAUUUAACCCUCAAGUUCUGUCUGUAAUAAAGUUGCACUUUUUGAUCCCGUCGUAGGUCGUGGGAGGCUCGUCCAUCCCGUGUGUAGCGCUUCAUUCAUAGAGUCAUGUAUGUAAAACAAAAAACAAUUAUCCACUGAAUUUAAUACAUUCUAAAAGCGGUACUUGCUCCAGGAGAUUUUAAACGACACCAGUGGGGGUGAUAAUGUGUGUUCACAAGCUCGGUCAGUGUCAUUUGAAAAAGGGGUGUCAUUGACUGGAGUGCUGGUGUUGCACAAAGGGUUAAUAGUUAAGACGAAGGCCAGUCGAGGCCUGUUCCAAGUUCUUUUCUUUUUUUCUUUUUUUGCACAUUUAAAUCGAGAUAUAGUCCCCUCCAAAAGUGUUGGAACGGCAAGGUCAAUUCCUUUGUUUUUGUUGUGUACUGAAGACAUUUGGGUUUCAGAUCAAAAGAUGAAUAUGAGACAAAAGUUCUGAAUUCCAGCUUUUAUUUCAUGGCAUUUACACCGAGAUGUGUUAAACCACUCAGGACAGAGCACCUUUCGUUUCAAGCCCCCCACUUUUCACGUGAGCAAAAGUAUUGGAACACGUGACUGAUGGGUGUUUCUAGUUACUCAGGUGUUGCCUUUUAGAUUGAUCGCUUAAACAUAAGCACCAAGUGGAAGGUCUUAGACUGCCCAAGUCAAUCACCGGACCUUAACCCAAUAGAGCAUGCAUUUUACCUCCUGAAGGGGAGAGUGAAGGGGAAAACCCCCCAGAAACAAACAAGAACUAAAAGAGGCUGCAGUAAAGGCCUGGAAAAGCAUUUCAAACGAAGAAUGCAACAGUGUGGUGAAGUCAAUGGGUCUUACUUGCAAUAACUUGAUGCAGUUAUUGCAAGUAAGGGUUAUGCCACCAAAUAUUCAAUGUUAUUCACUUGAAGUUCAUUUAAUAAGGUCUGUUCCAAUACGUUUGCUCCCUUGAAAAGUGGGUGGCUUCAAACAAAAGGUGCUCUGCCCUGAGUUAUUUAACACAACUCGAUGUAAAUACCAUGAGAUGAAAGCUGGAAUUCUUUUGUCUCAUAUUCAUCUUUUGAUCUGAAACCCAAAUGUCU
Molecule: messenger RNA, 5405 nt
Organism: Phycodurus eques (leafy seadragon)
Lineage: Eukaryota; Metazoa; Chordata; Actinopteri; Syngnathiformes; Syngnathidae
Gene: glis2b
Product: GLIS family zinc finger 2b
Exons: 7
Coding region: 647-2107 (486 amino acids)
Biological process (GO): smoothened signaling pathway; regulation of transcription by RNA polymerase II
Cellular component (GO): nucleus
Molecular function (GO): RNA polymerase II cis-regulatory region sequence-specific DNA binding; DNA-binding transcription factor activity, RNA polymerase II-specific
Source: RefSeq, a predicted model, not a curated record